CUCUCAACUUCCCUUUUCUCAUACUCCACGAUCCAUCCAUCCCACUUGAACCCUUACCACCUUCACGCUACCCCGCACUCAUCGAUCGAGCAAGCGCGUAUAUCCACAAUCAUCAUGGCUGCCCAACUCCCCAAGAAGAUGAAGGCUCUCAGAUAUGAGAAGCCUGAGGACUGGAGCAUCGUCGAGGUUCCGCUGCCCACGCUGCGAGCUGGUGAUGUCCUGAUCAAGGUUAAGGCUUGCGGGGUUUGUGGAACUGACUUACACAUUCAUGAAGGGGAGUUUAUCGCAAAAUUCCCUCUUAUUCCCGGUCACGAGACUAUAGGCGAGGUUGUUGCUAUGGCAGACGAUGUCAAGGGUUUCAAGAUUGGAGACCGUGUUGCAGCAGACAACUCGGAGCUUUGUGGCCACUGCUUCUACUGCCGACGAGGAGACGAGCUGCUCUGCGAGAAUUUCUCAGCGCAUGGCGUUCUCAACUUGGAUGGUGGCUUCGCCGAGUACUGCAGCUACACACAGGGACGUCUGUUCAAGAUUAACAACCUGAGCGACGUCGACGCCACUCUCAUCGAGCCGGCAUCUUGCGCUAUGCACGGCCUGGAGAAGAUUGCCCCCAAGGCUGGAUCUCACGCACUGCUCAUAGGGGCGGGUCCAACCGGGCUGAUGAUGGCUCAGUUCUUGAAGUUGAGCGGUGUAUCCCAGUUGACCAUCGCCGCCCCUGAGGGCACCAAGAUGGAAUUGGCUAAGAGCCUCGAUGCUGCUGACUUCUAUGUCCCUCUGUCCCGGAAGGACGCUACUCCUCAAUGGGAACAGAUCAAGAAGGACAACCCCUACGGCUUCGACAUUGUUGUUGAGGCUUCAGGUAGCUCCAAGGUGCUGGAGGACGCCAUCAACUACGUCCGCAGAGGUGGCAAGCUCGUGUGCUACGGUGUCUACCCCAGCGCUGCUCGUGUUUCGUGGCCCCCAUCCAAGAUCUUCGGUGAUGAAAUCACCAUUAUCGGCUCUUUCUCUGAGACGUACAUGUUCCCCGCUACCGUUGACUACCUGGACAGUGGCAAAGUCAAGACCAAGGGCAUCGUCAACAAGGUGUUCAAGCUCGAGCAAUGGGGUGAGGCUCUCGAGAGCAUCCGAAACAAGUCGGCCAUCAAGGCUUGCAUUGUUUUUGACUAGAUCCAGUUCCUGUCCUAUAGCGUAGGUGACAACGGAUGUAAUGGUAAACUCGGCUUAAACGGAAAACGUGCGGGCGAUCGUAGAGUUCUGGGCUAUCUAUAGACAGAAAAUACGAAAAUACGAAAUUACGAAACAAUACACCAGGGGCAUGGUCUCAUACAUAUAGAAUUGACUGUCGCAUUGUCUCCAAAGCAAGAAAGUUGGGUGUCUCGCACUCUUAUACGGUUGGCCACAGGCCAUCAAGGUUGUCACACAGCAUAUUACCCCACAAAUGCCGCCAACUCGGCCCCGUAUUCUGCAAGAACAAACACUCUUAUUUGAGCCUUUUCUCUC
Pseudomassariella vexata is the source of this 1497-nucleotide messenger RNA. RefSeq names its product chaperonin 10-like protein. The transcript has 5 exons. Gene Ontology annotation, molecular function: oxidoreductase activity; zinc ion binding. The coding region runs from base 115 to 1164 and encodes 349 amino acids. Lineage: Eukaryota; Fungi; Ascomycota; Sordariomycetes; Amphisphaeriales; Pseudomassariaceae. The record is from RefSeq and is a predicted model, not a curated record.